AUGAAUAAAUCAAUUAAAUUAUUUAUUUGUUUUUUUGCAACAUUAGUAUGUAUCACCAUUGCAUAUCCAACAUCAUAUUAUAUACCAAAUGUACCAUACCAUAGACAAGAAACACAAUACAACUGUGGUGAUGCAUCACUUCAAAUGGUAUUGGAAUAUUAUGGAAGAAAGAUAGACCAAUUAGAGAUAGAUGAUGUUGCACGUACAAGUAAUAAAGUUGGAACAUCGUCAUAUGAUAUCAUUAGAACACCAAGAUUUUCAGUAAUGAGUGCAUCACAAGGCACCGAUGAAAAAGAACAUGAAGUUAAACAUGGAUUUAAAGGACACCCAUUGGGUCUAUUAUCAGUCGGUUAUUCAUCAGCAAAUUUAUGGUUAGACGAAUUGAAAUCAUUGGUUGCCAAUGAUAUUCCAGUCAUUGUUUUAAUGGCAUACUUACCAACCGAUCUUGGUGGUCAUUUCAGAGUAAUCGUUGGUUAUGACGAUGAACAAGAGAUCAUCUAUUCAAAUGACCCAUGGGAUCGUGAUGGUCAACCAAGACUUUUCAAUAUGUCUUACACAGAAUUCACUCAAUUAUGGAAUUACACCGAACCACAAUCACCACGUGGUACCCCAUUCUUUGGUUCAAUUAUGUUCCCAUUAACAAUGGAAUCUUCAUCUCAACAAUUAUCUGGUACUAAUCAAACUAAAAUCACUGCCUCUUUCUCUUAUGAUAAUCCAUUCCCAAUUGAUAAUAUUAAUGCAACAUUACCAACUGGUCUUUCAGCUUUAACCUCAUUAAUUUUACCAAAUGGAGCUAUUUUAGCCCAAAAUUUACCAGAUCAACAAAGUAGUUAUGUUACACCAACUUCACAAUUAACUCAAGGUAGCUCAAAUAGUUUUUCUUGGAUUAUUGAAUGUGAAAAUACAUGUGGAGGAUAUUCUUAUCAAGUUGAAACUGAAAUUGUAAUUACUGAUUCAGUACCAUUAACUUAUUUUAGAAAUAGUUAUUCAUUCCCAACAUAUACAUAUAUGGAUAUUGUUGGUAAUACAAUUACUUCUUCAAUUUAA
Dictyostelium discoideum AX4 is the source of this 1047-nucleotide messenger RNA. RefSeq lists its product as hypothetical. The coding region runs from base 1 to 1047 and encodes 348 amino acids. The record is from RefSeq and is a predicted model, not a curated record. NCBI's taxonomy places the organism in Eukaryota, Evosea, Eumycetozoa, Dictyosteliales, Dictyosteliaceae. The transcript has 2 exons.